AUGGCCAACUUCAGCGCCAUGAGAGCGGUCUGCGCGGUCGGAGCCAUAUGGCUACAUUACGUUGCGCUUAUUGCCGCGUUUGGUUUUGAUUUAACUGUGACAACUAGAUCAUUGAGUAGUAAUGCGUUCGUCGCGUGCCACAAGGAUCUGCAGGUCUCCCAUAACGGACGUGAGAUAUGCCCAAGCCAUGUCGGCGGCACCAGGUACGUUUGGCAUCCUCAACCACCGUCGGGUAAUGGAAAUGAAAUCUAUACGUACGUCGGUGAAAAUGAGAAACUUCGUUCCGUACCACUUUCGGAUGUGGUGCUCAUUGAAGGAAGGGAAACAUUCCUAUGGAUGGAAUAUUAUCGCCAGCAAACGCAGAUGGUGUUCACAAUGGGAGGAUCAAAUAGGAUUGUGUUUACCGACAAUCGUUUCAUGUUUAUCUGUGGCCCGAAAGAUCUGGUUUUGAGCGAAGAGUUACAGCGUCAAAUCUAUCUUUUCAGUUCUACGAAAAAGAGUGAAAUUCCUUGGGAUGCACAAACUCCAUUAGUUCAAGAAAUAGCAAAGAUAGGCAAGGGCCUGGGUGUAGUAUACAUGAACAGAGGACGCGUCAAUCUACCUUUUCAAGGCUGUGGGAGCCGCCCCUCGAGACUAUUCGCUCCGGAUAAUGAGGUGACUGUAGACCCCGUCACCGGCACACGUUCUUGUGUAGUGAAUCCUAUGUCGCAAUCAACUAUCGGGUUUGUAUGCGAAGGAGUGCUCGAACCUAAGAAUUGCAUGUAUGACCUGUUGGUUGAUGGCGUCGUUACGAGAGUGCCUAGACCACGUUAUGCUGAGAUAUCCAGUUCAUAUCAACCGUGGGUAUCGGCGAAAUACUUCAAUAACUUGGCUAUACCAUCGUUCAGCGGCGAAUGCAGGUGUACGGAUCCUACAACGGGCGCAAUAAAGGCCAAAAUGGAAAUACGUUCAAAAAACGACUACGUAUGUGACAUCUCCAGCAUGAUAGAACGCAGCCUGUCGCAUCCCAUCCGGGGUCCUUGGUGCUCCGUGGUUCUCCAUCCGGGCAGCACCUUGACCAUCAGAUUCCCAAAAGAGUCUCUAGGUGCAAGCUCAGCAAAUGAAUUUGUUGUGGAUAAAAACGGGCAAUCACCACCUGAUACACUCACGCAAACGCAGCCUGGACAGUUUUUCGAAACCGAUUUCGCACCGAAGGACUUAACUAAGCUGAGGCAAGAGGAAAGCGUUUAUGACCUUGGUAUUUACAAAGAAGUACCAUACCACAGUGCUAUCGCUGGCGACGCCCUAGAGUUAGAUGUUUCGCAAAUGAACAGCGGAGAAGUGAAGCUGAUUUACCAUCCGGAUGAACCCAUGACGUUAUUAGGUGGACCAAACUCGUUCGGUUUUCAUUGGACUUCCAUACAUAGAAAUGCGAAUAUUGAAAACAAAAUACGUGCUACCGUCAAUGUUGCCUUUGCGUUCACCCAUGAGUACAACAUAAUUGGUUCCGACCGUGGGCCACACGCCGUCUUUUCUCCCAAGAGUAACGAGACAAAUUGCUCGGUGACAUCCAUGGGUAAUGGCAUAGGGGAUGUCCACGAAUGCAAAGUCUAUAUUGAUCAGGGCUCUCGUUGGACUGGUAUCCACUGUAGGCCUGGCGAGGAACUGUUGCCGACUAAUUGCCAGUCAAAGGGAUACGAUCUCACGAAGAAUAGGAUUAUUUCAAUUCCUGAAUCGGUGCAAAAUGAAACGCCGCAUCACAUUGUAGGGUUCCAGCUGUUUUCUUAUCGGUACAUCGACGAUAGCCCUGUCAGCUACGCUUGCUCUUGUGUAGACCAACGUGGCUAUGAAAAGUCCAGGCUUGUUAUAGAGUCAUACCAAUACGAAAAGUUUACCUUAACAGCAAUACGGACACAGGCUCCUCAUAGAGUGGUUCCUUACGUAGUACUGCCGUGGCGUGAGGUUGACUUGUCAACUGAUGAAUUCGCACCACCCACAUCUCUCAUGCUCUACAACAUACGGCGGAGAUCAACCACUCUGCAGCCGGGUAAGACAUUAGCCAUGACUUGCGGAGUUGAGGAAAACCCAGCUAAGUAUGGGGACAUAAGGUGUGAUUGCCCUCGCCCUAGAAUUGACAAAAACAUUCCAGCAACGUGGCUGCCGAACCAAACUGAAGAAUUCUAUUAUUCGAUGAACGAAACAGACGGUCGUAUCGAGGUUGUAAAAUCGGCAUACGCAGAUACAAUUGCGGCAUCUCCAGGUGGAUUCUCGGUCGGCUACCAGAGCGAUAAGAAUGCAGGUAAAACCCGUAUAUUGGUAAUUAAGUCAAUUCUGGGAGCAAUCCUGAUCUCUAAAAAUCCAACGCAUAAGAAGUAUGUGCCGAUGACAUUCAUCUGCGGUAAAGCACCCGAGACAUCGGAGUUGUCCGUUAUGCCUGGAGAUGCAUCGACAGCAAACGCAUCUGCACAACCCACUUCUAAUACCAUGGCGUUGUCAUUAGGAUACAUGUGGAACGUAGUUGAGGUUAAAGUCGAAAUGACGGACCCCUACCGGCAAGGCUGCGGAGUUACCUACGGGUCCGCUGAGUUGUUCAAGCCCGAGACACCCAAACUCUACAAUGCGGAAGGGCAGGAAAUCGGGUGCAAGAUCGAUUUGCGGGCCGCACGCAAAGCGGCGUUCUACUGCCCAACACCGUACGCCAUGGACCCACCCAACUGCUUCAACCAAGUUUACGUUGAGGACGAAGUGAAGAACCUGAGCGAUGUCAGCAAGUCGUUGGUAGCGUCAAGAACUAAUCACUUUGUCACACUGAAGUUUGACGGUUCCCAGAUAACACCAAGAGAUAAGCUGCGCCAGACGCCGCUGUUGGAGUGCCGCUGCGUCACUACCAAGGGUGUCGUCCUGUCUACCAUCCAGAUCGAGAACUACUACGCCAGGUGA
Molecule: messenger RNA, 2919 nt
Organism: Babesia bigemina
Lineage: Eukaryota; Apicomplexa; Aconoidasida; Piroplasmida; Babesiidae
Exons: 1
Coding region: 1-2919 (972 amino acids)
Source: RefSeq, a predicted model, not a curated record